This is a messenger RNA of Diprion similis, 1563 nucleotides long. RefSeq names its product RCC1-like G exchanging factor-like protein. NCBI's taxonomy places the organism in Eukaryota, Metazoa, Arthropoda, Insecta, Hymenoptera, Diprionidae. The coding region runs from base 121 to 1449 and encodes 442 amino acids. The transcript is spliced from 8 exons. The record is from RefSeq and is a predicted model, not a curated record.
UGCGUUAUAGCAGGUGAAAUUCUAACCUCAAACAACAAACAACCGUGCAAAAUAGUUGUUUGCUCAACCAUGCCAUAAUUAAUACAACACGUGUCAACUAUUGCUAGAAAAGUUUGAAUUAUGUUUAAGCUAGUUAGAAAUUACUCAAAAUUAUCUUCUCUAACAGCCCGUAAAAAAUUAAGAGCAACGGAAACAAAAUUUCCAAAGCCACCGCUGAAAGAAUUGCCAGUAUUUCAGUAUCCAAUAAGCGAGAGUAGCGAUCGCAGGGUGUACGUUUGGGGCCUUGCCGGUCAUGGAGCUUUGGGACUUCAACCGCCGAUAGCGAAGCGCAAGGAGUUCCUAUUUUAUCACAAACCGAACAGACUUCGAUUUGCAGAACAGCAUCAAGUUGUGGAUAUCGAAUCUGGCUACGGGUUUACGGUUUUUGCUGUUAAAUCAAAAGACGGUAACAUUCUCUGGGGAAGUGGAAUUAACACGGAUUCUCAAUUGGGAUAUGAUGAAGCAGCAAAAAAGCACCUAGAAAUUGUUUUGCUCCCAAAGCCGAUACAUCUGCCAUUAAAAAAUACGUCCAGCCAAGUAACUGGACUUGCCGCUGGUCGUGCACAUUUAUUAGUUCUAACAACCGAAGGCCUGUUUACGCUUGGAAAUAAUGGUUACGGUCAAUGUGGACGGCCAAUAAUUGUCGAUGAAGAUUACCAGAACAAUAAAAUAGUUCAUCACAUACCAGAAAUCAAAGGGGACCGUAUAAAAUCUGUAACAGCGGGCCAAGAUCACAGUAUUCUUUUAAGCGAGUCAGGCCAAGUUUAUACAUUUGGAUGGGGCGCAGAUGGUCAAACUGGUCUGGCACAUUACAGAAAUGAGUACAAACCGAGCUUAGUAAAAGGAGACUUAGCUGGUGAAAACAUUGUCAAAGUUGCCUGUGUGGCAGACUGCGUCUUGGCGCUUAGCGACAAAGGCGCAGUAUUUGGAUGGGGUAACUCGGAAUACGGACAGUUGCCAUCUCAAGUUGAUAAUCACCAAAUAAACAUUGCGACAGAAAUCCAAGAAUGCCGCUCCCUGGGACACAUUGUAGACAUUGCUGCGGGCGGAAGCUUUUGCAUGGUUUUAAACAGUGACGGAAACGUUUUUGUAUGGGGAUAUGGGAUUCUUGGAGUUGGUCCUGCUGUACAAAGAGCAAAAAACCCUACGAUGAUCCCGGAAACUCUAUUCGGUAUUAAUGCGUAUAACCGUACUAGUAAGGUUUCUCAAAUAUACUGCGGUAUAAGUCAGUUGGCGGCUGUGACUGAUAACGGGGACCUUUAUAUGUGGGGAUGCAACAAAUUUGGAUCGUUAGGACUUGGGAAUACCGACGAUCAGUUCUUUCCAUUGAAAGUAGCAGUAGGUGCUCAAGUAAAAAAAGUUUCUUGCGGCGUCGACCAUACAGUCACAUUGUGUAAACCUUAUAUAUAAAGCAGUGUUUUCUUAACGGACAGAAUAUAUUUUUACACAUUGUUACAAGGUGUGUAUGAAUAUUAAGGGUUGAACCUCGUUUAUGAUACCCGUAUUUGCCAAUUUUAGGAUUGU